This is a messenger RNA of Brassica napus (rape), 1418 nucleotides long. RefSeq lists its product as uncharacterized. The record is from RefSeq and is a predicted model, not a curated record. The coding region runs from base 87 to 1235 and encodes 382 amino acids. The transcript has 3 exons. Lineage: Eukaryota; Viridiplantae; Streptophyta; Magnoliopsida; Brassicales; Brassicaceae.
CUGUCAAAAAAAAAAAUUUAAUAUAGAUAUGAAUCUGCAAACAAUUAUAACCAUACAAAGAAAUAAAUUUGACUGAUGAUUAAAAUAUGAUCACAAGGAAAAUGGCGACCGGCUCAGGCCACGUUAAGGUCGGGGAUCGAGAGUCGCAGACGCAGAAACAACGGCACCUACAUCAACUGAUAGACGUGAGGAAGACUGUUUAUUUCUUCACUUUUACAGUCUUUCUCUCUCCACUUAUCUACCAUUCGGCGUCUCGUAUCACAGUACUACCCCUGCCGCAACUUUCAAACAUUUUCGCGUUCCAGCCGCUUCUGAUCGCUGCCAAAGACAACACCGAUAAGUUGGAAGCAGAAGAUGGGAGAGAUUUGGCUAGAAUCUUGAGAGAAUCAUCGAUGAUCGAAAACAAGACGGUGAUAGUGGUGAUGAUGAAUCAGGCUUGGGCAGAACCGAAUUCGAGUUUCGACGUGUUUUUUGAAGGCUUCCACGCUGGGGAAGGAACGGAGAAGCUGCUCCGUCAUGUGGUGGUGGUGUGUUUGGACGAUGAGGCUUAUUCACGGUGCAACCAUAUACAUCCUCGCCGUUGCUUCUUGCUAAAGACUACCGGAGUUGAUUUCUCCGGUGAGAAACUGUACAUGGCGCCGGAUUAUCUCAAGAUGAUGUGGCUUCGAACCGAGUUCUUGGGUUCUUUGCUUAAGCUCGGAUAUAACUUCCUCUUCACGGACAUGGAUACAAUAUGGCUUCGUGAUCCAUUCCCUCGAUUAUUAGCUGAAGUAGAUUUCCAAGUUGCUGGAGAUUACUACAACUUCAAUGGAAACUCCAGCGACUUACGUAACGGAGCCAACGGAGGCUUCAACUUCGUCGUGUCAAAUUGUAGAACAAUCGCGUUUUACAGUUAUUGGUAUGCAUCAAGAUUAAGGUUCCCUGGAAAAAACGAGCGAGUCGUGCUCGAACGGAUCAAACAAGAUAAUUUUGUCAAAGAAAUAGGGCUCACGAUGAGAUUUCUUGAUCCGGUUUACUUUGGAAACUUCUGCCAACCAGGUUGGGAUAUUAGCAAAGUCUGCCUAAUGCAUGGUACUUGCUGCAGUGGGAAAGGAAAUAAGGUUAACGAUUUGAGACAAGUUCUUGAGGAUUGGAGAAACUAUAUGUUAGCUGAGGCUUCCGGGAAGUAUGGAAGCCGGAAAUUAGGGUUUCGAAGGCUGAAGAGUUGUCGACGUAGAAGAGGGAGGAGACAUUAAGGGGCUUUGAGAAAAAUAUGGUUUUUAUUAAUUAAUCUUGGAUGAUAUAUGUCACCCAAGUAAAAGUAAAAUUAACACAUCAAAUAAGUAUGGCUUGAUAUGUUAGCGCUGAGAAGAGUAAAAAUGUUGUUCUUAUAGUCACAAGAAAAGAUAAUUAAACCAGUACAUAAUCAUUUUUCCUUA